AUGAAGCUGCUGAUCUUUGCGCUCGUGGCUGCCGUGUCCGCUGCCCCACAGGGUUAUAACCUGCCCAUGCCCUCGAACUGUGGCGGUGGAAAAGUGCGACACGUGGAUGGCAGAUGCGUCACGCCUCAAGUAAGCGACCGCGUGUUCCUGUAUGACGCCCCUUCAAAUGAAGUUUCAGUCAGCCCGCCAUUGUACGUUCCGAGGCCUAAAGUGGAACGCAAUAUUGUCUUCGUGAGGCUUCCCGACGCUGCUCAAGGACCCGAACCCAUCGUCAUCCCUCCUCCGAGGCAAAAACACGUCCUGUUCGUCCUUAACAAGCAGUCGGAACAGCGUCAGAAGGUGAUCGAAGUUCCAGCGCCACCCCCACCCAACCCCGAGGUGUUCUUUGUGAACUACGCAGAAGGAGAGAACCCAACUCUCCCCAUCGGAGUCGACCUCCAGACGGCGCUAAAUUCAGCUUCUCAAGGCGGAGGCCAAGUUGAACAGUAA
Penaeus monodon (black tiger shrimp) is the source of this 489-nucleotide messenger RNA. RefSeq lists its product as uncharacterized. NCBI's taxonomy places the organism in Eukaryota, Metazoa, Arthropoda, Malacostraca, Decapoda, Penaeidae. The transcript is spliced from 3 exons. The record is from RefSeq and is a predicted model, not a curated record. The coding region runs from base 1 to 489 and encodes 162 amino acids.